Molecule: messenger RNA, 1770 nt
Organism: Arvicanthis niloticus (Nile rat)
Lineage: Eukaryota; Metazoa; Chordata; Mammalia; Rodentia; Muridae
Source: RefSeq, a predicted model, not a curated record
AUGUCUCUUCUUACAAGUUAUGAGGGGCUCCGGCAACAGAUAGAGAAACUGGUGCGGGAAAAUGAGGAACUGAAGAAGCUGGUACGGCUCAUUCGGGAGAAUCACGAGCUCAAGUCUGCGAUCAAGACUCAGGCAGGUGGCCUCUGCAUCAGCGGGUUCACCAGCGGGCUUGGUGAGGCAACGGCAGGCCCUUCCCAACAUCAGGGAAAUGGUGUAUUCCUGCCCCCAGCCCCAGCAGCAGCAAAGGACCCCUGCGCAGAAGACAUGGGAAUGGUGGCACUGACACCUCUGGCUGACAUGUUGAAUACCCCACAACUCAGCCCGGCAGCAGGCUCCCUUGUGAACCCCCUGGCUGCUCCUCUCAACCCACUGCUGUCUAGCCAGAUGCCCUUGUCACAGAACAGCCACUCUCUGGGUUUACCCUCAACUGGACCCUUGAACAGUCAAAUGGCCAGUCCCAUGGCCGUACCCCCGGGGACCACUCUGGCCAGCUCACUAGGCCUGACCUCAACCGGUUCCUUGACAACAAGCAGCCGGCUGGUAGGCCCCCUGGCUGUAUCUCAGAGCAGCCCCAUCAUGGCUCCCCUGGCAGGCACAGUGGCAGUCUCUCUGAGUAGCCCCCUGCUCUCCUCCACAGCUGCCCCUCUAGGUGUUUCUCAGAACAUACUGCCCAACCCCAUAAACAACGUAGGGCUGUCAGAGGCGCCAAGAGUGCGGCUGGCAGAGCCACCCCGAGGAAACAUCUCUGGAACCUCAGCCUAUGCAGGACCAGCUUCCACCUCCAAAGUCCCAGUCACCAGUGAGCACCCCCAGCCGAGCCAGGACCCAGAGCCCCUCGACACGUUUGCGGGUGCACCCCUCCAGACCACCACCCCUAGGAGUAUCAUGGCCAGAUCCAGUCCCACAGCAAAUGUCACCUUGGAUACUCGGACUCAGACUGGUGUUUCCCAGGGACAAAUGCCCCUCACUUCUGUCCAAAGCUCCCCAACAGGUUCUCCUCCUUGCACAGUCCCCAACUCUGCCCCAGCUCCUGCCCCCCAAGCUGUUGAAAACGGUUCCCCUUCAAGAAACUCCCACUCCAACUCCCCCUCCAGGGUGCACCAAUCCCCUACCCGACCUGUGCCCAACCCCCAUUCUCCUCCACGCAACCAUCCCUCCCCGCCCCGCACCUCAUCCUCUUCGGCUUCAGUCAAUGACACCCGAGGUCCACGCGUGACGGAACAGUCUCGGAAGAAUGUCCUGGAGAUGGAGCGGAAGAUGCCCCACCGAAAGUCUAACAAGUUACCUGACAGUCCCCGAGACACUAAACAACUAGCCUGUGAGAGGCUAGUGGGGGAAAUCGCCUUCCAGUUAGACCGAAGAAUCCUGUCCAGCAUCUUCCCAGAGCGUGUGCGUCUCUAUGGCUUCACUGUCUCCAACAUUCCAGAGAAGAUCAUCCAGGCCUCCCUAAACCCCAGUAACCACAAGUUGGAUGAGGACCUAUGCCAGACACUCACACAGCGCUACGUGAGCAUCAUGAACAGGCUGCAGAGCCUAGGCUACAAUGGACGGGUGCAUCCUGCACUGACAGAGCAGCUGGUGAAUGCAUACGGCAUCUUGCGUGAGAGGCCUGAGCUGGCAGCAUCUGAAGGGGGCUCCUACACUGUGGACUUCUUGCAGCGCGUGCUGGUGGAAACGGUGCACCCCAGCAUGCUCACCGACGCCCUCCUGCUGCUCUCCUGCCUCAACCAGCUGGCCCAUGAUGACGGCAAGCCUAUGUUCAUCUGGUAA